AUGUUGCGUGUGGUGAGCUGGAACAUCAAUGGGAUCAGGAGCCCCCUGCAAGGGAUGGUAUAUGAGGAGCCCAGCAACUGUGCCGCCAUGGCCAUGGGGCGCAUUUUGGACAAGCUGGAUGCCGACAUCGUCUGCCUUCAGGAGACCAAAGUGACCAGAGACGUGCUCACAGAGCCACUGGCUAUCAUUGAGGGCUAUAAUUCCUAUUUCAGCUUCAGCCGCAACCGCAGUGGCUAUUCUGGUGUAGCUACCUUCUGUAAGGACAGCGCUACUCCCAUGGCUGCUGAAGAAGGCCUGAGUGGCCUACUUGCCACUCAUAAUGGGGACGUGGGUUGCUAUGGAAACAUGGAUGAAUUCACCCAAGAGGAGCUUCGGGCUUUGGAUAGUGAGGGCCGGGCCCUCCUGACACAGCAUAAGAUCCGGACAUGGGAAGGGAAGCAGAAGACCUUGACCCUAAUCAACGUGUACUGCCCCCAUGCGGAUGCUGGGAAACCUGAGCGGCUGACCUUUAAAAUGCGCUUCUAUCGCUUGCUGCAGAUCCGAGCAGAAGCCCUCCUGGCAGCUGGCAGCCACGUGAUCAUUCUGGGUGACCUGAAUACAGCCCACUGCCCCAUUGACCACUGGGAUGCAGUCAACCUGGAAUGCUUUGAAGAGGACCCAGGGCGCAAGUGGAUGGACGGCUUGCUCAGUAACCUGGGAUGCCAGGCUGGGUCCCAUGUCCGGCCCUUCAUUGAUAGCUACCGCUGCUUCCAGCCAAAGCAGGAGGGGGCAUUCACCUGCUGGUCAGCAGUCAGUGGUGCCCGCCACCUGAAUUAUGGCUCCCGGCUUGAUUAUGUGCUGGGGGACAGGACCCUGGUAAUUGACACCUUCCAGGACUCCUUCCUGCUGCCUGAGGUGAUGGGCUCUGAUCAUUGCCCUGUGGGUGCAGUCUUGAGUGUGUCCUCUGUGCCAGCAAAACAGUGCCCACCUCUGUGCACUCGCUUCCUCCCUGAGUUUGCAGGCACCCAGCUCAAGAUCCUUCGCUUCCUAGUUCAUCACAAACAAGAUCCUGUGUUCAAGCAAUCAGUGCUGCGACUCAGCAAACAAACCCAGGUAAAGAUGCACCAAAACAAAGCCCGUGUGCGCUCAACCAGGCUUCGGCCAAAUCAAACUGGCUCUAGCAGAGGCCAAAAAAGCCUGACAAGCUACUUCCAGCCAUCCUCUAAUCGUCCCCAAGCUUCUCCUAACUUGGAGCUUCCUAGUAUGGGUGCCCUCAUGACCCCAAAGACUCCAGAAGAGGAGGUAAUGGCCAAAGUGGUGGAAGGGCAAGUUGGUGCUUCAGAGGCCAAGGAUGAGAAGGAGGUACAGACCUCUUUUUGGAAGUCUUUGCUUGGGGGGCCCUUGCCCAUGCCCCUCUGUGGGGGCCACAGGGAACCAUGUGUGAUGCGAACUGUGAAGAAGCCGGGACCCAAUCUGGGCCGCCACUUCUAUAUGUGUGCUAGGCCCCGGGGUCCUCCCACUGACCCUUCCUCCCGCUGUAACUUCUUCCUCUGGAGCAGGCCCAGCUGAACCAACCCAGGCCUAGGGAUGUCUGGCAUCAUCAGCCCUGUAUGUAAUUUGAGGCCAGCUCCAUCCUAAGCUGCCUAUUCUUCCUUCCCCAAAGACACCUCUUCCUCUUUACUUCCUGAAGAACCCUUCUCUUUCCUUUCUCUCUUCCUCCUUUAAGGCCUCUCUUUCUCUUCUUCCUGCCUAGUUCCUACUCAUUGGUGAGCCUCUUGUUCCUUAAUGCUGUGACCCAGCUCUCCACUCCACUUCCCACCUUCCUGUCAGAAGUGCACAGGAACCAAUUGUCCCAGGAAGUUGAUUUUAAACCCCUUUCUUGUUGAGAAAUAUAUCUGUGCCUAAACAAAGUGUGUUUUUGUUUUAGCACACUAUGUCAUGUAGACAUUUUGGAUGUGCUUUAUGAAGUUGAAUCAGAGACAUUAUCUCAACACAGGUUGCCAGCUGCCUAUAGCCUGAUGAUACAACUCCUAGGAAGGGGAGAGGAAGGAGUGGUACUCACCAUAAAGGUGCUCUGUUGAGUUGUAGGGAUUCCUGCACUACUAAGGUUGAAUCAGCAAGGGAGGUGAGUGUGGUAUGUUAGAAAGCUCAGGUGGUUUGAAUAGCUUUCAACCAGUGCUUCCCAACUGGUGUGUCCCACAACUGCCACAAAAUGGAUUAUAGGAUGGAAAGAAAUGGCCCUAGAAUUGCCAGGCAGAGCACGAAUGUCAGGAGAGAGUGCCUCCUAGGCAAGUAGUAUCAUUAGUUCAUGCAGGUGUGCUAUGCAAAUGUUUUCUGUGUGCUAUGAUCUGGAAAGAUUGGGAGUGUUGCCUUGAAAAAGUUGUUUGGUAUAGCCAAGUCUCUUUCCCACCUUGGAAAAUAGAGCUGGUAGAUCCUGUUCUAUAAAGUACUGUGGAGAGGAGAGGAUAACAGAUUGAGGACAUCCAUUCUGUCUGCUGGAAAAUAUCUCCGAAGUUUGAGGAUCUCUUCUCUUCCAAGCGGUUCAUUUAGGGCUGAUUCCAUCUCCUGGCUUUGGAGGCUACAUGGGCCUAGGUUUUCCAGGUCUACCAGUAAAGAUUCAAUCCCUGGAUUUUUGUUGAAACCAUUGGGAAAAAUCCAUUUCAAAUAAACCUGCUGAGUGCUA
Molecule: messenger RNA, 2662 nt
Organism: Canis lupus familiaris (dog)
Lineage: Eukaryota; Metazoa; Chordata; Mammalia; Carnivora; Canidae
Gene: APEX2
Product: apurinic/apyrimidinic endodeoxyribonuclease 2
Exons: 6
Coding region: 1-1548 (515 amino acids)
Biological process (GO): base-excision repair
Cellular component (GO): nucleus
Molecular function (GO): endonuclease activity; DNA binding; DNA-(apurinic or apyrimidinic site) endonuclease activity
Source: RefSeq, a predicted model, not a curated record